ACUAGUUACUGAGUCAAAGAAGAAGAACAAUGAAAAGAUUGUCAAGGACAAAAUGAGCCAAACAUUCGCCCUCAGACGACACGAAAUCAUCAAUCUGUGUCCAAGUGUUCGAACAAUGAAGGACCGCUGGCCUGCCCUAUUUGACUCUUCUCAAAUAAAUGCAGAGUUUCAAAGAAUAGCAAUGGUGCAUCUGGAGCCAAAAUUUUUGUCUGCUUUGGACAUGCACACUUCCAUGCUACUGACACUAUUUCGUGCCAGAGGUGGAGCACUCGGAGAGAGACUAAAAAAUAUAAUGGAACUGCUCAAGGACUCAGCAUCCCCUUCUGUUGAAAGGACCAGAAAGGUUGUCCUUCGGUGCCUUACAGAGUAUCUUGGCGAACAUGGGGAACAUCUCAUCAAAGAAUUCAAUGACACUGAUGACUUUGAGGAAAUUGAACAGCUCACUGUGGCAAUCACUGUUAGAAACUUUGGAGCUUCGACAAGUGACAGAACAAGAGACAUUGCUGUUGUUAUUGAGGGUGUUGAGGUCAUCAGAGGACUUGAAAGUAUUGCCAGGUUUUGCUCUCUCCUCCUUGGCCUGACCUAUGCACUGAAUCUCACUUAUCCCAAGCCGCUGAAGUAUACAUUUGAAGUAUUCCAAAAAUUUUUCUUGGAACUGGAUGCUUCAAAGCUGUCUAACAAGGUGCAGUCCCUGAAGAAUAAACAUCUGGCUUGAAGUCACUGUGUACCUACACAGUAUACAUACAUUCAGUGCUAACACUUUUUUCAACACAUCCAGUUCAGUAUUCUCCGAAGUGCUAAGUUUUGUGGUGCAAGUUAGAACUGAUUUUCACCCGCACUACUGCGGCCAGAGAUCGACUUUCUUUUGACUUUCUUUUUUAGCUGAAAUUGAGAACUUCAAUUCUCAAUUCAAAUUGGUUAUUCUAAAUAGUUCAAGUGUUUGUGCUGAAGUGUAAGGACAAGUCAAGUGUUAGUGUUGGAGUGUAAGGCCAAGUUUAAAACAAAACAAAAGAAUCCUGUAACUAUGUCUGUGACAUUCCAUUCUUUGGUUUUCUUGAGUGAUUUGAGUGGUAUGUAUUUUAUUUACA
This is a messenger RNA of Paramormyrops kingsleyae, 1088 nucleotides long. RefSeq lists its product as uncharacterized. Lineage: Eukaryota; Metazoa; Chordata; Actinopteri; Osteoglossiformes; Mormyridae. The record is from RefSeq and is a predicted model, not a curated record.